CAAAAUUUUGCGACCGCGACCCCGAUGGUGUUGUCGAGUCUCGCAGCCCAACUAGCGAAGGGCGCAUCUCUCAACGCAUCUCUCCUCGUAGAACGAACGAAACGAAAACCUACCGAGUCUUACCUCUUCACUGGGCGUGAUGCAGACCAACAUGACCUCGAUUCUAUCUACGCCGUGGGCACCAACGCAUUUCUGCAGCUAUGCACAUUGAACGAUGUGUUUCGAGAAUUCGAGGAGCCUCUAUUUUCGGACUCGUCUAGGCAGACGGACAGGACGCUCCUUCCUAUGUCACAGACCGCAGAGUUGGACGCCGUGAUUGCAAGGUUUUUACCGCUGCUAGGACCGUAUCUGAUCGAGGCGCCCACUGGCAGAGCUUUGGAGUGGCUUGUGAGAAGGUUCAGGAUCCACGAGUUUAAUGUCGAAUCUAUUCUGGAAUUGUUUCUGCCAUACCAUGAGUCUCCACAUUUUGCCAAGAUGCUAUCUAUCCUACACAUCAAGCCGAACUCAACAUGGAUAUUCCUUUUGCCCUUCAAGGCGGCGGCUCAAAACAUCCAGCGGCCCGCUCUGGUCACAGAGAUGCUAAAGAACGCGGAUGCAACCCACUUUGUGGUCAACCUUCUCCCCUCAGCGCUCAAAGGCGGCUACUCCCACCACACUCUCCUCGCGUUUAAUGCUGCAACAGUCCACGAUUAUCUCAAACGAGCUAAAUCGCUGGACGAGGGGACUUUGGCGCUUCUUUUGUCCGCUUUCCUCGAGCCACUAUCUUCCAAAUUCGAGGCCCCAAGAGAUGCUGUUCUUGGAAGCUAUAUCUUGAUCGCUGCCUUGACUCAAGUCUGUCAGUUAACCGCAACUGCUUUGAAGACCACCAUCGGCGCUAUGGCUGGUUGCGCGAAGCGUGUUUCCACCCGCCAGUUUGUGAAUACACUGGUGGCUGUAUGCGAAGCUCAGGAGCAGUUGGAUUCCUUCACAGAUGGAACUGCGAAGAAUGUUCUCCGGUUGCCAAACAUCGCACAAGAACUUCGGAUUGCAGAGAAAUAUGCAGGGGCGGAGAGUCUGUACGCUCCCCUACUCACGAGUGCAUGCAAACACAUUGAGGACGAGGCAUUGCCGCCGUUUCUCGAAUACAUCAUUGGGUCGCCCACGGCUCUUGUGGGCGUCAUCAAGCAUCUGACUGCAGUUCUCCUGCGCGCGGCUGUUUCAGAGGACGAUAUUCUUGCGACGAACAACACACUGUUGGGCAGCAUCUUGCCAAAGAUCAAGCAGAUACAUCCAGAAUGUUUCGAACAAGUGGUUGCUGAGCUUUCCACGGCGCAACCCGAUCUACAAGCAACGCUCAACGAGUUCGUUGUGUCGUUGGCAAUUUCAGGGCCUCUUGCACGGCUCGCUACAUCCGAAGGCACGAGUGUGGUCGCUUCGAUGAAUUCAGACGAGCAUGCUCGUGCAGCUGGCGUCAAGGAGCUGCUGAAAAGCGCCAGGCAGAAUCUCACGGAAUCCGUGCGCGACGCUCUUAUUGCUCGCGUCCAAGACACAAGUGUCAUCGUGCUUACAGCUCUGUAUUCUGAUCCGGUUUCCCUGCUCCCUAUCUUCCUCCAUGAACCAAAACGCUACAUCGAUGGACUUUCUUUGUCCUUCGGCAGCGGCCAAAAGAUCAGACGUCAUAUCCUUCGCCUUCACCUUGGUUUUUUGGCGACCCAUUUCUGUGCCAAAGCCACAUCCGAGUCGAAGGAGGAUGUGUUCCAUCAGAUCAUCUUUCCGUUUUUGUUGUUCUCCAAGACCAGGCAGCAUACCGCCGAGCUCGUCUGGGAAGUCAUCUCGCAGAAUCCGGCUAUCCGGCACGAGCUGUUGAUUGGUUGUGUGACCAACAUGGACGGCGACGACAGCGACAAGAUGGCGCAUAUCAAUGACUCGACGAGGCGCAGAAUCGCUGAAAACAUACUCAACUCGGACCGUUAUGCCACGCACUUGAGUGCGCUCGUCCGUAAGGCGCAUGACGCUGACCCCAACGUGCGGGUCCUGGCCUUGCUAAUUAUGCGAGCUCUGCUCGAGCAACUCUCUGGCGAACGUUUGCUGGAUGCCGCGAGCCAGGCUUUCGAGGCCGUUAAUUUGCAACAACUUCCAGAUGUUGACGCAUCCCUGCUGGGAUCACAAGGCCUGAUCCAGUAUCUCAGCCAAGCUGUAAUUGGAAAGAUGGUCGUGCACAAGCUCACCAGUAAGACGACGACAAGUUGGCUGCAGAUAUCUAUUCUGGCCGUCGUAGCUUCUGUUCCCAAACAGGCCGGACGAGUCCCUGACUGGUUUGGGCCUUCGGAUCCUCACGUGCAACUACAGCGAUCCGUCUACAGGAUUGCCAAUUCGACUGCGGCGACGCCUCUCCUCAGCAUAGGAUUGCUCUCGGAACUCUUCGCCACCCUCAAGGACGAUUCCUUGGCAUUCUUGUCAGGCCUGUGGACGAUGGCGGAAAACAACAAUGAGAGCUGGAUUUGCCUUCUGGCUCUGCGCCAUGCCGCUGCAUUUCUGCAAGCCCACAGUGAGGAAUCGGAUGCUGUUGAUUUUCAGACGAUUCUGCCUGCUUUGGUCGUGUGCUUGUCCAGCAAGACGAGACCAGUUCGGGAGGCCGCUUCAGAAUGCAUUGCCCUGUUGCAGCGCAUGGCCAACGAAGCCAAGUUCUCUGCAGUCUAUGCGUUCGAUGCAAUCUACGGGACUACAGAAGCCAGCCUUCAAUACGUGUCUGCAGCAGAGCUCGGCCGCUACCUCAACGCACUCACCGAUCAUAGAGAGCAUAUCGCCCUGGACUUCCAUUCUAUCAAAGUUCUUCAUGCUCAGCACCUCACCAGAGCAAAGAGCGACGCGAGAAAGGAUGCGGAAUACAAACAGCAUAUACUGUGCUAUCUUCUGUCCCAUGUUGUUGCUGUCCCGCUGACGUCCAUGCGCGUCGUGCUUUUGGAGGUCCUUCAAAAUGUGUCGGAUGCCUCAAAGAGCACUGUUCUGACGCCGCUCAUCUCAGCCGCGAGUCACGGCAGCUUGGAGGAACGGCUCGCCUCACUCGUUAUCGCUUCGUUCGACACUUCGACCGUUUCAAUCUUGAAUGAUGUCAAGAACAAGACGUGGACAGACGUCUUUGUUCCGUUGUUGGAAUAUUGUUUCAAAUCUGCUUCACCCUCUUCCUGCCGUCAAGUGCUGUUAGGAAACCUGGAGAAGCUAGUCAGCCAACUCACUCUGGAGAGGAAAGUGGCACUGUGUGAAGUUGUUUUGACUGCGGGAGUUAAAGAUGCGGAUAUGUACCUGUCUGCAAAGACUCUUGUUGCCACUGCUCUCAGCGAUAUUGCAGUCAGCAUGCAUCUGCUCGGAAACAUCCGACCAGACGCCAGCUCAAGUCCUCGUGCCAGCAAACGUGCCAAGCUAUCAGAAGUGCCAGACGACAGCUUUGCCCGGCUCAGUCUUCUUGCAGAGGUUUUGGCUGACAUGGCUCUGCCCGGGUCCCUUGAUCUCGUGUCCCGACUACUGGAGACGUUACAUCAUGUCGUGCAAUCCAACGCGCCGGCUGAUGUCGACGUCAGCUACAUCGAGCAGUCACUGAUGUCUGCUAUCGAGCGCUCGGCAGAGAAGAUUGCUACUCUAUCUUCCUCCAUCCAUCUUGAUAUUCUGGUUGAGCUUAUCCGCGUUGCCGAUAACCCGCAAACAUCGAACCAAGCAUUGCUGCUCAUGGCUACUCUGGCCCGUCUGGCUCCUGAAUCGGCUCUGCAAAAUGUGAUGCCUGUUUUCACCUUCAUGGGCUCAAAUGUGUUCCACCGUGACGACUCGUACAGCUUCAAAGUGGUCCAGAAAACAAUCGACAGCAUCGUCCCGGUGAUGGUCGCCUCCCUCAAAAAGUCGCAGCCCUCGAGAUUAGAGCUCUAUAUCGCUGCCCGGGACUUUGUCAGAGUGUUUACCGAUGCGUCCAAUCACAUUCCGCGACAUCGCAGGACACACUUCUUUGGUCAUCUUACGAGUGUCCUGGGCGUGUCGGAUUUCCUGCCCCCACUGUGCAUGCUGCUUGUUGAAAAGCUCGGCGCUCGCGUAAUUCGGCAAAACCACGAUGAGCUGCAGAACACUUUGGCCUUACCCAUUUCUGUCAUCCACCGACAGCCAGUCGAGCUCCAAAUCUUUGUUCUCACGGAAAUGCUCCGAGAAUCACAGAGACUACUCGCACGAGCGGCCGAUCCCGAGAAUCUCGAGCCGUGUCUGUUGGAUACCUCUCCCGACGAUAACCAGCUCCAGCCUACUGCAUCGACAUUCAACCGACGUGCCCAGGCCCUGGUUGUUUUCGUCGGAUCAGCCAUCAAGAGUUGUCCCCCUGCAGAAGCAGCUGCUCCUGACGGCGGAUCGAUCAGCGACCUGGUCUCGUUGCUCAUUGCGCUAGCGACCACCCGCACCGACAGCGAUGUUGCGCAAGCGGCUCGCUCGGCAUUGCACAAGUCUCUCGCGAGCAUGUCUGCGGUGGACUUCGUUGCCUCGAUCGUCCGUAUCCUGCUAUCUUCUGACGCCCAGGUGCAAGCCGGCGGCUUGGAUCUGCUGGCGGAGCGACUGCCAACGAUCGCAGAUUCGACGAGGGCAAAGAUUUCUGCCCAUAUCAAUGCGAUUGUUGUAGAGACGCAAAAGCUGCUGGUGCUCCAUCCAGAUGGGAAGAUGGCGGGGUCAUGUUACCGGGCGCUGAAGGCCAUCGGCGGCACCCUCCACAGUGGCGAGGAAGGAGCAUUGACGGCUGCGGUGCCGGCUGUGUUGGCUGCUAUCAAGGCGAGGAGGAUGACCAAAGAGGCGAUGGGUGUGUUGGUGCCUUUGUCGACGAAGUUGGGUCCCCGGAUCAUCCCUUUCUUCCGCGAGGUCGUGUCCCAAUGUACGGCGCUGCUGCAUGAGGCGGUGAUCCCCGAGGCUCUUGCCGUAUUGCACGGUCUAUUGACCUCGAUACCCUCCUUCUGGGGCGUGUCCGAGCUCACGCAGGUCGCACAGUUGUACGUUGACUCCCCGUCAGCUGCGUUAGCGCCGCUCAUGAAGGCACUGGCGAAACGCGCCCCGACGGCUGUGCUCAUCAGUGCCUUGGAGAGCAUGUGGGCUAGAGUAAAAGACUCUCCGCAGUCUCUGGUCGGGUACUUUGACCUCCUCAAGAGAUGUCUGCGCGGUGGCUUGCGGCCGGCCGUGCAGGACAAUGUGCGGGGUCUGUUCAAGGUCUUCCUCGACGCGUUUUCUAUCUCCAAGCACCAGAGCGACGCAGAAACAGAGGUCACGGAGGCGUUCAUCGAGCUUGUGGUCAAACUCAACGAGGCCUCUUUCCGCCCGCUGUUCCGCAAGAUGUACGAUUGGGCGUUUGUCGAGGGCGAGAAUGUCGCUCGCAAGAUCACAUUCUGCAGCGUGUACUCUGCGUUGCUGGACUACUUCAAGGGGCUGAUGAACCCAUAUAUGGCGCUGCUCGUCCAACCGUUCGUGGACACUCUGGAAGCCGGAGCGGAUCCUGAGCUGUGGAAGGCGGUCCUCGAUGUGAUGGUGAAGAGUCUGAACUCAGACGACGGCU
Mycena citricolor is the source of this 5545-nucleotide messenger RNA. Lineage: Eukaryota; Fungi; Basidiomycota; Agaricomycetes; Agaricales; Mycenaceae. The record is from the annotation of a GenBank genome assembly.